UUUUUUCCCCGUAACUCCAAAAAUUCUCGGGUCGUUAUUCCCGUUUCGCAUAUCUCCUUGUUGAGUUCGUCUUUGGAUACGAGCUACUUAGUGUUUAGUGUUAAUCGUCGAUGAGAAACAAGGAACGCAACAUACGAUAUCAUUAGUAAGUUUGCGCGACAAAAAAUAAGUACUUAAAAUGUUUGUUAAAAGAUAUAGAUACUAUUACCACUUACGCAAUCUCAUUCUUGAACGCCCCCUCGAUAAUAUCGAUUUGUAUUAUUUUCCUGUUUAGAAAGGCGUAAUUUUUGAAAGAAAAAAUGGAUUCAUUGUGAUUGUCCUGUAAAGAGAUAAUUGACAGUAUAAUUAAGUUGAAGUUUGAGGUAUAGUUGAGAUCUACCACUAUAACAUUAUUAUAGUAGAGUAGUUUAUAGACGCUGGGCGGCUGGGCACGCUGCGCUAAGCUGGGUGGCUGGGCGGCCUCGCUGGGCGGCAACGCGGGGCACGCUGGGCGGCAACGCUGGGCAUGCUGGGCGGGCGCUUGGAUAGCACUUAGCGGACUUGAGGGUGACACAUUGGGCAUGCCGAGCCUGCGCGGCCGCUGGGUUUACUUGCGCCUUGGGAACGCGCUGGCGGUGCAGCGCGUCCCUUAAGGACAAACAAAGGCGGCGCGCCGCCCUCAGGGUUCAGGGCAGUGCUGCGCCAGUUUGCGCGGUAGCGGGCUGCGCGGCGCCUGCUCUGUUCAGGCUUGCACUGCGUCGCGCUGCUCGAUGCGUGCAAUGCUGCGCCGCUCCUGUGCACAACGGUAAGCUCGCCAGCGUUGUUGGCCUUGGCUUUCGCUAGACUAGCGCUGGCUGGUGGGGUUCUCAAGCGGGCGCCUGAAGGGCGCCCCGCAAUGGGAGGCGCCCAGCGUGACGCUGGGCGCAGAAUUCGGCAGAUCUGGCACAUUUGGGUCGCCCAGCGACCCAGUGUGCCCAGCGUGCCCAGCCCAGCCAUGUUGGGAACCCUUAUAUAUAAUAUAGCAAGGAUAGAUGGAAGAUUCCAUCGAAACGCAGAAGCAGAAUUGCUCGUUACGUUUGAUAAAACGCUGGUUCGAAAAGACCUGCAUUUGAUGAGUGUGAGUAUUGGAUCUCACUCAUUAUAGUUCUAGUAGCCUCUUCGUUUACAGACCCUCUGAAAGCGGAAUGUCAUUCGGCCUAGCUGCGGCGACUCAUAAGGCAGAGAAGGACCUCGGAUACCAGCACAGGACCGGCACCGGAAAGAGUGACCGUUCGUCUCAAGAACACCAACGGAAAAAACAACAAGUACUCCUCUAAAACAGGAACAAGGAGCCUUUGCCGAAAAUACUUCUACGUUGACAACAAGAAACAGAGAGACGAAAGACGAUCAUAACGGGCUGGAAUAAGUACAUCUUUAUACGACCAAGAAAAGUCCUGCCGAAACAUACGAACGAGCAGGUAGCUCAUCGAUUUGUACUACACCAUCAACUUGUUCGAGCAGGACGGGAGAUCUGCUACUGCAAAUACUCGAAGAGCAUCUUUUUUGGCUGUUAUGAAACUGUCUACUACUUUUUUGGGCCAACGAGGGAGCAUACAAGAACUACAAAAACGUUUAAAGGAAGUUGACAACCAGCCUGAGCCUGCUGAACACCCACUUACAACUCACUGCCCUACACAGAACUGCGAACAAAAUGCUAGCACAGCAGCAAGCUGAGACACCCGCUGCGGUGGACAAAAUGGAUACCUCAAAAUUUGUAGAGGGAGCGGAGUUUUCCCGUGUCAAUACCAUGGUGACGAACACGACUGCGAGCUCCUCCCGCACGACACUUCACGACGGACUCUUUCGUGACAUCACACUUCUUGAUGGAUCGAUGGGACGGUAAUGCUAUUGCGCAUUUUCGAAACUUUUGAUUUUCAAUUCUAUCCAUCCACCUUCAGCAGAUGCUGCACCGAACAACUUACUUUGUAGAGGGUGUAGUACGUUGUACUAGGUGAGACAGGCUAAGCGUUGAUGACGGUAUUCUCUGAAAUAUUUUUUUGUUGAGUAGAAUCCAAUGAAAACACAUGCGCUUCUUGCUGCAGCUAAACUCACAAAAUGAAAAUCACACUUUUGCAACAGGCAGCUCUGCGAAGAGCAUCAUUUACCUGAUGAUGCUCUUUUCCGUCAGAUUUGGUCAGCCGCCGCUUUGGUCAGAGAGGAAUUUCAUGAGAAAGUCGUUGCAGUUCACAAAGACUACAUCAUAGCGGGAUCGACAAUGCUCACCACAAAUAGUUUCGGAACACAACCUUCAUUCUACAAGAGGGCCUACGAAGAUGACUACGUACUUUUUACUCUAAUUUUUACUUUAAAUAAUCGUUGAGUCCGUCGUGAGAGGUAUCUUGGCCUUGUUGUAGCACUUGACUAGACAUUGUUGAAUGAAUUUAUCAAGCCACUUCGUAUUGCGAUAUUACUCAGAAUCCGAUGGGAACCAGGACUUAAUCAAAAAACAAAACCAAUAGUACUACAGGAGAAAAGGAUGCUCUGCGAUGCAGAACUGAGCUCGAAGCUCGCGGUACAAGCGCGCACAGAAAUGAAUGCAGACCCCAGUACAGUUUUAAUUCUCGGUUCUCUGGCCUCGUUGUAUGAGAGCCAUCGCCCGGAUUGUUUUUUGCGUGGGGUUGAGGAAGAUGGCGAAGAGGUCAUUGCAGAGAACUACCAUAAGCUGGCAGCCGCAUUGGUACUACUCAUCCCUUUUUUUGUGGAAGUUGAUGGGCUAGCUUGUUGAUUGUGAAAUAGGAAAACCACAUACAAAUGCUUGAUGUUGAUUGUGAUUAAAAGCGUGGAGGUGGAAAGCCACCGUUAUUUUCAUCUGUACAAUGACGAGGUUCGCGGUGGUGCGGAUUACUUGUUGUUGGAGACGAUAAAUUGUUGGGAGGAAGCCGCACUUGCAUUAGAGGGGAUCUCUCGGAUGGAGCGACAGGUGCCAAUUAUCAUCGCGCUCGAAGGUGCCAUGCGCAGUCUGAAGCUGAAGCCGCAAACCGGAAGGAAAGCGGCCCAUGCGUUUCGCUCUCUGGCUGCUUACUGCAACCCGGACUUGGUUUCCCCGCAGCACUCCGCAAGCCUGCCCAGCAGCAAGCGAUCGUCGCGGUCACCUUCUCCCAGCAAGGGGCAAGGAGACAGCACCGCGCUAGCAGCUCAAGGGGAGGAGGCAUCAAGGAGUGCAUCUCCUUCAUUGAGUAGCCUUGUUGAGUCUGUAAUUCCGUCUCACGAAGAGCAAAUUGAGGUCUUCGAGAAUGAGGGUCUCAACAUCAUGGAUCCUAGGAAAUCAGAGCUUGUACAUCGACCUGUCGCACAAAAGCCGCGGCUUCCCGUGCUCUGUCUAGGUUUCAACUGUGCGCCACCGGAGGAGAUUCUCGACUCUCUCAAAGCCGUGAAAGGAGAUGAGGCUCUGCAGCAAGCAAUCAAGUCGCUAGACCUGCGCGUCUGCGCAUACGCGAAUGUAAAUGACAGAAAAGAGGCCCAUGACAACGGCUUCGACGUGCGCAAAGAUAAGCGAGAGGCGAUUGAAAAGCGCCAUGACCUCGUGAAAAAGAUUGAGGAUCCAACCGAUGCAACCCAGGUACCUUCUUAACAUAUCAUCUAUCAGUGCACUUGGACGUGUGGACCUGUUUUAUACUUAAGUCGAACUCCUCGUCCUCCAUCAGCGGUGGUUCAUCUCGAUCUCGUUCUACCACGAAAACACCUUUUCUUUUCAACAAAUCAUAGUGAUCAACGAUUUUGAUUCUUACCAUAUUCAUCAGACGCCGAGCUACGCGUAUGACGGGUACGUGGAUUUCGUUGGCCAAUUUAUAGACGAAGGCGCCGAUAUUGUAGGAGGGUGCUGCGGCUGUGGUCCUGACGGGAUCCAGGAAAUCGGAAAGCGCCUUCAGCUUCGUCCUUGGUGCAAGCACUGA
Messenger RNA from Amoebophrya sp. A25, 3911 nucleotides. NCBI's taxonomy places the organism in Eukaryota, Dinophyceae, Syndiniales, Amoebophryaceae. The record is from the annotation of a GenBank genome assembly.